Messenger RNA from Polyodon spathula (Mississippi paddlefish), 2583 nucleotides. RefSeq names its product ras-specific guanine nucleotide-releasing factor RalGPS2. Gene Ontology annotation, cellular component: plasma membrane. The record is from RefSeq and is a predicted model, not a curated record. NCBI's taxonomy places the organism in Eukaryota, Metazoa, Chordata, Actinopteri, Acipenseriformes, Polyodontidae. Gene Ontology annotation, biological process: Ras protein signal transduction; positive regulation of GTPase activity. The coding region runs from base 356 to 2128 and encodes 590 amino acids. Gene Ontology annotation, molecular function: guanyl-nucleotide exchange factor activity. The transcript is spliced from 20 exons.
GCUCGCUCCCGCUCCGGCUCCGGCUCCUGCUCGCUCCCGCUCGCUCCUGCUCCCGCUCAGGCUCGCUCCCGCUCCGGGGCGGGCGGUAUUUCGGGGUCGAGCUCCUCCUCCACCCCCCUCCCUGACAGAGAGUGCGGGGAAGCGGUGGACUCGGGACGCGCAGUGGAUUUAAAUAACGACGCCGUUAACAAGAGAGUAAUUAUAACAGCAAUAACAGUAGCAGCAGCCGCUGGUUUAAAGACGCGCACAGACAGAGCCGCUCGGCGUCCGCCGCUUUGCCCAGGACAACUGGAUAUGCUGCCCUGACAAUGAGUUAACUGGUGCCCUCUUGCUGUGAUACAAGGACACUGAUGGUAUGGGAAUUAUGGACCAAGCCAACGGGCAGUCGAGCGUUGUCCACUUCAGUGCUGCUGCUUCAGAGAGAAGCAGCAGCUCCGAGUCCCUGAGUGAGAAAGGGUCUUCUGAGCUGAAGAAGAGUUUCGAUGCAGUGGUGUUUGACAUCCUCAAGGUGACGCCAGAGGAAUAUGCUAGUCAGAUAACUCUGAUGGACGCUCCAGUUUUCAAAGCUAUUCAGCCUGAGGAGCUGGCGAGUUGUGGCUGGAAUAAAAAAGAAAAGUACAGUUCUGCACCUAACGCUGUCGCCUUUACAAGGAGGUUUAACCUUGUCACCUUCUGGGUGGUUCGGGAAAUUCUUCACGCUCAGACACUGAAAAUAAGAGCAGAAGUGUUGAGUCAUUAUAUUAAAACAGGAAAGAAACUCUGUGAGCUCAAUAAUCUCCAUGCACUGAUGUCUGUAGUGUCUGGUUUACAAAGCGCACCGAUCUUCAGACUAACCAAAACGUGGGCGCUCCUAAGUCGGAAAGAUAAAACUACCUUUGAAAAAUUAGAAUACCUGAUGGCUAAGGAAGAUAAUUACAAACGGCUCAGAGAAUACAUCAGCACCUUGAGCAUGACUCCCUGUAUCCCUUAUUUGGGGAUGUAUCUGUCGGACCUGACCUACAUCGACUCUGCCUACCCCUCCACAGGAAGCAUCCUGGAGAACGAGCAAAGAUCGACUUUAAUGAACAACAUCCUGAGAAUCAUCUCUGACCUGCAGCGAUCCUGCGAGUAUGAUAUACCAGUAUUGCCUCAUGUUCAGAAGUACUUCAACUCUGUCCAGUACAUUGAAGAACUCCAGAAAUUUGUAGAGGAUGACAACUACAAGCUGUCCCUGAAGAUCGAGCCAGCCACAAGCACCCCUCGUUCCACAGCAUCUCGGGAGGAUUUAGUAGGUCCCGACGCAGUGGCCUCCCCCCAGAGUGGCCGGCGUAAUGUAGCGGGAGAGGGGGGCGCCUUAUCAAAAGUGCCCCCUACGCCCCCAUCGCCCCGAAACCUCAUACCCUACGGACACAGGAAGUGCCACAGCUUGGGAUACAACUUCAUUCACAAGAUGAACACAGCAGAGUUUAAGAGCGCAACCUUCCCCAACGCUGGCUCUCGACACCUGCUGGACGACAGCGUGAUGGAGAUCCACACCCCCUCACGGGGGCAGGCUGAGAGCUCCACCCUCUCCAGCGGCAUCUCGCUAGGGAGCAGUGAAGGAUCAGAGCUCAGUGAAGAGACUUCUUGGCCUGCUUUUGAGAGGCACCGCUUCUAUCACUCGCUCGGCCCUGUAACAAGGGUGGCAAGGAACCCCCACCGAGGACACCAGAAAGCCAGCAGCUCUGCAGAGUCCGAGGACCUGGCAGUGCAUCUGUACCCGGGGGCCGUGACCGUGCAGGGGGUCCUGCGAAGGAAGACCCUCCUCAAAGAGGGGAAGAAGCCAACGGUUGCCUCCUGGACAAAAUACUGGGUAGCUCUGUGUGGGACUCAGCUCUUCUACUACCCUGCCAAGUCCCUGAAAGCCACGGAGAGAAAGCAUUUCAAGUCAAGCUCCAGUAAGAGCACAUCAGUGCUGGGCUGGAUGGCGAUGAUGGCAGAUGACCCUGAGCACCUGGACGUGUUCCUGCUCACAGACUCUGAGCACGGAAACUCCUACAAGUACCAGGCAGGGAACCGGAUGAAUGCCUUGCUGUGGUUUAAACACCUGAGUGCUGCCUGCCAAAGCAACAGACAGCAGGUUCCGACAAAUUUAAUGUCUUUUGAGUAGCUUCUGUGAACGAAGGACCAGGUGAACUGCUGUACAGAAAAGACUGUAAGGAUAUUGGGAGAGACUGAGACAGCAAUCACUAACAAUGUGCCACAGCAGAGCCCAGCCUCGCUGAACAAGGCAACUAAAAGCACUAACAUAUGAAGGGGAGCUGAGCCCUGCAGCUUUGGAGGGGAGACACUGAAGACUAUAUCAGAACUGCCAUGGACUCUGUGCCCACUUUGCACUGAACGUGACCUGUGGAACCACUGCCUUAAGGAAUGAGAGGGAAACAGAACAAUUAAAGAGACUUGACACCAAUUAGUGUGCAUGUCUGUUCCAGCAGUGCAGGUCACGGGUGUGUACGUUUACUACUGAAUCUGGAGGACCUUCUCUUCAGCUCCCCUCCCUUUUUGAAGACCUGGGUGUUUUGUGUUUUAACAAAAGGGAGGUGUCUUUGUCAGACUUCUUUUAUU